AAUCACCAAUUCCUUCUGCAAAAGCAGCCUCUGCAUUUUUGUCUGUCUGAAUGCUACAGCAGCACGGGGGGAAAAGAUUGUGGAUAAGGCAAAAACUGAAGAAAUGUGACAAUUCAACGGUCAUUUUCAUGGCGAAGGCAAAACUGGUACGAAAGGAGUUAUUCUUGGACUCCUUUGAGCCUCGAAACGCUGGAUCAAAAUGCUCAUAGUGGAGAAGACCACAGACUUCCCCUCUGCUGAGUUCUCUCUGGUGGAGGAUGUGGCUCUGCACUUCACCUGUUUGAUGGACAGGCUGAAUGAGCAGCGCCUCUUCCAGCCUGACCUGUGUGACGUCGACAUCGUUCUGGUGCGUCAGCACAGCACCUUCCCAGCCCACAAGGGCGUGCUGGCGGCCUACAGCCCUUUCUUCCACUCCCUUUUCGCCCAAAGCAAACAGCUGCGGCGGGUGGACCUGUCGCUGGACGCCCUGACCUCACAGGGCCUGCAGCAAAUCCUCAACUUCAUUUACACCUCCAAACUGUUGGUGAGCAGCCGCACUGUCCGUGACGUGUUAAACGCGGCCACCCUGCUUCAGAUGAGCGACAUCGCAGCCUCCUGUCGCGACCUCAUCAGCAGCCACUCGCUGAGAACCACCUGCGCAGAUAUGGCCAAUCAGGAAGGGCUCGGCAGCGGUGACCCAGCCGCUGUUGCGAUUCCCACCAGCCAGCUGUACCGGGAGAUCAAGCAGGAGUCGGAGCUAGGCAGGGUGUACACGAGGGAGGGCAGCAGCCCGUUUUCUGUUCGAGUGGAGGAGGCAGGAAAGACGCCCUCCCAGCAGAAGCAGUACUACCAGAAGGAGGAGGGGACAGGGGGCGGGGGCAGCACAGGUGCUUUGUGCAAAGUAGAGGGUAAUGGAGAGGAGUCAAAGAACACAGAUGGCCACUCCUCCUUCAACAGAGAUCAGAUCAUCGUUGAAGUCAACCUCAAUAACCAGACCCUUAAUGUGUCAAAAGGAUCAGAGGGCAAAUCAGCAACCGCCACAGAGACAGCCACCAUGUUUAGUCGUCGCCGUGACAACGACAGAGAUUCAGAGGAUGAUGAGGAGAAUGAGGCAGAGAAUGAUGAUGCAGUUGAAGAGGAUGAGGAUGACCUGAAGAGGGGAGACAUACUGGGGCAGAGCAGCGAGGAGGAGGAUGAAGAGGAGGAUGAAGAAGAGGAAGAAAACACCCUAAACAUUCCAGGUUUAGAGCAGACGGCCAUGAUGGAUCGACCUCGGCGGGGCACCAGAAGCUUAGCCAUGGCGGGAACCACAGCCUCCAUGCGGCAGACGCUGGUGGAGGCCACGCUAGCCAACCAGCGACCAGGCGGGAAGAGGACUCUGGACGCAGAGGGCCUGGGCCAGAAAGUGAGGCUGGAGGAGAAGCAGCAUUUCCCGUGUAAGAAAUGCCCUCGCGUCUUCAACAACCGCUGGUAUCUGGAAAAACACAUGAACGUCACUCACAACCGCAUGCAGAUCUGUAAUAACUGCGGGAAACGCUUCCUGCUGGAGAGCGAGCUGCUGCUGCACCAACAGACUGACUGUGAGAAGAGCAUCCAGUGUGUAACAUGUGGCAAGGCCUUUAAGAAGCUGUGGUCAUUACAUGAGCACAACAAGAUUGUCCAUGGCUACGCUGAGAAGAAGUUCUCAUGUGAGAUCUGCGAGAAGAAGUUUUACACCAUGGCUCAUGUCAGGAAGCACAUGGUCGCCCAUACGAAGGACAUGCCAUUCACCUGUGAGACGUGCGGGAAGUCGUUCAAGCGCAGCAUGUCCCUGAAGGUUCACUCUCUGCAGCACUCAGGAGAGAAACCCUUCAAGUGUGAGAACUGUAGUGAGCGCUUCCAGUAUAAAUACCAGCUGCGCUCCCACAUGAGCAUCCACAUUGGACACAAGCAGUUCAUGUGCCAGUGGUGCGGAAAGGACUUCAACAUGAAACAGUACUUCGAUGAACACAUGAAGACACACACUGGAGAGAAGCCGUACAUCUGUGAGAUCUGUGGGAAAAGCUUCACGAGCCGACCCAACAUGAAGCGCCACCGCCGCACCCACACUGGAGAAAAGCCGUACCCCUGCGAGGUGUGUGGCCAGCGCUUUCGCUUCUCCAACAUGCUCAAGGCCCACAGGGAGAAAUGCUUCCGUGUCAGCAACCCCAUGGUCUCAGACGGCAACGACCCCCUCGGCCUCGACCAGCCGCUGGCCUCGCCUGCUGUGGACUCUUCCGGUCAGGUCCAGCUGGGGACUGCGCUUCCCGCCACGUCUGUGACCACACCCGCUGCUGCCUCUAGCCCCCACCCUCUCCACGGCACCCAGCUGUCUCUCCCCCUGCUGCACCCCAUGGGUGGGCUGCCUCCAACCCCUCAUUUACCCCCACCGCCUCCCCUGUUCUCUGCCGGUAGGAUGAACUCCAACAACUAACAAAUCUCUGUAGCAUUGAAAGCACUUUGUUACUUUUGUUUUUCUUUGAGCUUUUAAGAGGACUCAUGCAGCGGGAGAGUGAUGCACCUCAGUGACAUUUAUAGAGUGGAAAAACUGAUUGAAGGCUUCGUGGAGGCCUCAUAAAAACACACAUACAACUACCACAAUAAGAAAGAGUUAUUUUUUACUCUGUUGAAUACAAUAGAUAACCUCAGUGUCCAGUAGGACAUGUCGUCAUCACUCUUCUCCUCGUGAAUUUCUCAACUCUGUCCUGGUUUCAUUUGGGAUUUUCCGACACCACACACAUCUCUCCAGAGCCUUGCACAAUGCAUUGAUUGUAGCAUCUUUUACAAAGUGGGAGGAAGAGUUUCCUAUAUCUUCACUCAUACGGGGUUCAACGGUGAUGAGGAUUUUAUUUUUUUUUUUCCAUUCUCUGCCAAGAUGUAGCGAGAAGUUCUGGUUCUGACCCAGCAAUAACCAAAUGCUGAUUUGUCUUUGAGCAUAUACAUGUAUAUGGCAUUGCCAAUAACCAAAUCCUGUUAGCUCACCUGCUAUAGUUAGGUAAUGUUAUACAGCAUUUAUAAUCAAUCCUGCACCUUACAUUUAACUCUAAGUGAUAUUUAAAAUGUACUCCUAAUUGUCUUCAUUUUUAUAAUUGUGAUAGUGUGUAAUUCGUGGCACGUUAACGUCAAUUUGUAAGGACAUAAGAGAAGUCGUGACAGAGCGUGGAGAAUCGACCAUGCAAUGCAGUGUGUGGUGUUUGUGACAGUGUGUGUGUGUGUGUGUGAUUGAGAGAGAUGUGAAGCAGAGAUGGGAGAUGAUAAUACUCAGAUCUACAUUCAGCUAAUUAACGCUUGAGCUUCCCCAAAUCAGGAGAUGGAGUAAUUUGUUGACUUUCAUCUUUUGCUUACAUUAAGCAAGCUCGCUCCUCUCCUGUAGAUCUGGCUUUGAGGCGAUAUGGCACUUUUCUGUGACUUGUUAGUAAAACCUAAUGUACUCAGACCUACAGUAUAUUUGUAGGUUUAAUCCUAAUGUCAAUGUUAACUUACAGCUCAUUUCCCGACUAAACCCAAUCUGUGUAAUUAGUUUGCAAAAUACCGACUGUGUAGGGAUAAUAAUAUUCACAAAAAACCUGCUUAUGUAGCUCAUUAAGUGUGUACAUUUCAUCAUGAUGUAUAUUGUGAAAUGAUUAACAUUAUAUUCCAAUGCCUAAAUCUCUUAAAGAGCACUGACAGUUAUUACUUUUGGCACAACAGAGCUCAUCACUAAAAGGGCUCCUAACUGUUACAUCACUAUUACUAGUCAACUGUGACCUGUAGAGGCUAAACAAAGUUAUGGACAUGCAAUAUAAUGUGGUGUAACACCCCUCAAAAAGUUGUGGCUCUGUGUGCACUUUUGACAGUUGUCAUAAAUCUACUGGAGUAGAACUAAAGGAAUUGUAAUCAAAUUCUUGUCAGUAAAAUUGUCUUUAAGGAACAUUUUAGGAUAUAGGCUUAUUUGCUUUCUUGGAGAGAGAUUAGAGGGUCAUACUAUACAUUCUCAUACCUGUCCAUCAAAUACAGAACUAUAUAUUAGCCUAGAAUCUGUGGUUGUGCCAUGACAGUGAGCUAGUUUGUGAGCUUUAAAGGUGCUGGUAUGUGGCUUUAUGCUAAACUAAGUUAACUGCGGCUACUUAGCUUAGCAUAAAGACUGGAAACGAGGGGGAACAGCUAGCCUGGCCUGGCUCAAAGGUUUAAAAAAUCUGCCUCUGUAGCUGGUUAUACUUGCUUGUUUAAUUUAUGUAAAAAACAAAGUUUAAAAAUGAUAAUUUUACUGUGCUGUGACUUCUUGAGGUAACCAUAAAUUGUUGCUUUUACACUGUUUUUUGUACAGAUGAAACAAACAAGAUAUAACAUGAUACAAAGUAAAGCUGUUACCCUGAUUUUGUUACCUUCAUGCUGAGCCUAGCUAGCUGUUUGCUCCUGUUUCCAGUCUUUAUGCUAAGCUAGGCUAAACUGUUGCUUGCUGUAUCUUAAUAUUAAAUCAACAGGCAUACGAGUGGGGUAUCAAUCUUCUCAUCUAAUCUUCAACAAGAAGGCAAAUAGACAUAAUUCCCAAAAUGAAAUUUCAAUCAGUUUCUUAUCCAAAAAGAGUCUCUGUGCACUAUUGAUGCACUCCCGCUCACUUUACCUAUAGCUAGUCUACUUGUAGUGUAGCAUUAACCUGUAAAUAUUGUUAAGAUGUGUUUCUUCCUUGUGAUUAAUUCCUCAUGUUUACAUUUGGAGAGUCAGUUGAAUGUGCCCCCACGUGUCUUGGCUGGUGCUAGCGGAAGUUGGAAUUUAUGGAUUAAGCUUUUGUAAAUGUAAUAAGCUGUUAAUUGUUUUAUUUAAAAAGACACAUUUAAGCACCUUAGUGUAGUCUUAUGUCUUAGCUCACCCCAGUUAAAUGUAUUUGUUAAACUGCCAUGGUUAAAUGGUUAGGGCCACAUCAGAUGUUAUUUGAUAAUGGUACGUUUGAAUUAUUUUCUUCAUGUGUCAAACACACGUUCUGUAUUUUGAUUUGCUGCUUUUGUACAGGGUCCAGUUUGAGACUGCCCUUUAAAUGAAAAGUCUAGAGCUGUUGAAUUGUUGGCUGUGAUGAAUCCAAUUUCGCCUUACUGGACAGUGAGCUCCAGAAAUGAGCUACAGUUUAGAUAUUUGGAGCGGUUUUAGGAGGUAACUGUCAACAUUUUAUACCCAUCUAAGGUCUGAUCUUGUCAUUGGUAGAUGGGGAGGGUUGUUAACACAGACAGGGAUAAAGGCAACCUGUCAAUGUCACACAAACAUAAGGACUGUUGCUCUCUUGUGGCAACUCAGUAAAUUGCACUCAAAAGCCUCCCUCAGAGUACAUUAUCAUUCAUAGUUAUCAUUGGAGAAGCCCAUUGUACUUUGAGAUCAUAAGAAACAGCUAAAAAUCCACUUAGCGACUAUUUUCCCACUUCACUGUUUUGAGAAGCACUAGCCCAAGAGACAAUACUGAAAUACUGUGGUUAUAGCUUGUGUGUUUGCCUUAUAUUUGGAGGGAUUUGAAUGUUUUUUGUUUUAUGGAUGGUGAUAGUAGCUGACAGUAAAGGAGGAGGGAUAGUAGUUAAUACUACUGAUUUAUGCACUUUGAUUGCCACACUAGCCCAUAACGGGGACAUGUAUGCAGAUAAAAGAUGAAAAAUAGAAAGCAGAGAUGUGUAAUUGUGGAAAAAUCUAAAUCCAAAGGCAAACAUUUUACAUUUAAAUGUACCAGGUGGCUUUUGAUGCUCGUAAAUUAUUAUGAAAAUCUGGAAAUCACAGUGAUUUUCUCUGUAUUAUUUGUUUAAAAUUGGUCAGAAGUUGUGGUGGGUAACUUGCAGAAGUGGCAGACCUGGACCUGACCUGUGCUUUUGUUUCCUAGAAUAACUUAGUGGAUCAUUUGCUGUGGUGUGGCAUCCUGCUCACUGAGGACAACUCAGCUGUGAGCAGUCAGUUAUGUGUCACCCUGCGGCUAAACUGGUGUUUCUAUGUUUCAGUCUGCCUGUUUUGCACUGUGCUGUUCUUUAACAAGUAUUUGUGACUCCUCCCUGAGGGUGCAUUCAGUACAGCUAUGGCUGUUUGUGGUUGGUUUGUUCCCUGAUCACUACCAUAAUCAAGAGAAAUUUUAGGUCUUACCAGUUUACUCCUAUUGAAGGAACUUAAUUUAUGACUGUUAUAUUUCAUGCUAUGAAAAUAUGUAAAGGAAUUUGCCAAAUUGAUUAAUUAGAAAGAUAUUCAUUAUUAUGAGCACUUUAUACUCCAGUUCAGUUAGUAGGGCUUGAAGGCUAAUACAGUAGCAGUCAUUUGAAAAAAAAAAAAAAUCUGCUGAUGGUAGGUGUGUGUGUCUUUUUAAAAAAUAUUUCCAUGGCAGAAGAUUAUAGGAAAUUACAAAAAUGCAGUUUCUGCCAGAAUUUUGUUCUUGGCAGGUGUUCAGUCCUCUGAAACAGCAUUUGAACCAAAGGGACGACAAAACUGUUUGUUCAGGCCCCACAAAAAUAAAAGUCCUACAGUGUGUACCUGCUUGGAAUCAGAUUGAAAUAAUGUUAUACUAGAAUCUAUUGAAGUCAUGGGUUUCCACACAAGUGCAGUAUUAAUCAGUUGCUGGAAUGAUAAAUCAAACAAAUGGCAUCAUAUUGUUUUUUGUUUGUUUUUCAAGAUUUAUCUAAUUGGUUAAAGGGUAAAAGGAUGGUAAAUUAUUUGUUUUAUCCCACUAUAUUACAUACAUUAUAUAGUGCAGUAUACAAUAUCCAGAGGCAGUUUAGAGACUGACCUGGCUAUGAAAGUCCAAAUCCACCCAGAAUUUGCAUGUUAAUCCUUUGUCUUGGAUUAUUUAGCAAACAUGUCUUCCCUAAAUCCAGCUGCAAACCUGUCUGUACAUAGAGACAUUACUUCAUAGAGACACAUUUGUGGACCCAACAAAUCAUUUUUGUUUAAGUGUCUAUUUUAACUCAGUGUUUUACAGUAAAUGGCAGUAAAGCUGAGAUUCUUGUAAGUGAGAAGGGACAUUUUGCACAGUGUUUAGGAGUCCUGUAUUCUAGGCAGGUAGGCUUUAUGUCUUUUAAUUAGCCAAAUUCUCCUUUACUAAGGCUAGCAGCCAAAGGCUUGUAUUAGAUUAGGCCAAGGUGGACCUGCUCUUGUCCUUAAAUGAGGGUUUGUCUGUGAUUAAGUGGGUGCCUAGACACCACCAUAGUGACUGUGCAUUCUGCAUUGCACCCAAGGCAAAUGUUUGUCACACAAUGAAGCAUUGAGAAUGGCAGUUGUUGCAAAGCAGAGAGUGCUCAUGGGAUUGCCAAGUUGAGUCUCCUCUGGGACUUGUAAUUUUGGGUUUAGCUGCCAGAGCAGAAAUGUGUGAAUCCAAAAGGAUUUGAUUCUGUGGCCUUCAGCUUCCAAGAAAAUGGGAAUAUCAAUGACCAUCUGAAUUCCAUAACAAUCACUAAAGUUUCAGGAAGAAAGAAAGAAAGCAAUGUAUGUUUGUAAGAAUUUGAAGAUGUGUUACUCUUUUGAAGAAGAAACAGGUUUCCUUUAGGAAAAAAAAAAAAGAGGAAGAGUUUUGUUUUUUUAAUUUUUACGUACUUUGGGCAAACUUAUGGAGCCACAAACCUGACAAAAGGUUAUCAGAUGAGUCAAAAAAAAAAGUUAAAAAAUCACUGACUACAUUAAUACAUUAUAUUGUCAGUUAAAUUAGUAGCUGUAAAGUUUAGUCAAUUAGUCGACAGACAAAAAGUAUUCUGCACGUGAUCAAAGUUCACUUUUGUUUUUGAUGAAAAUGUUACCGUCUAAUUAGCAUUAGCUGGCUAACUUAAAAUGAUAAAAUGCUUUAGCUGCUGCCAGAAGAGAUUAUACAGCAGUGUUUUCAGUUAAGCUAACCUGCCACAUAGUCCUCUCAUUCACUCCACUAAUGUUAAAACACAAACCCUGAACCCAUCACAGCUUUGGACACAUGAAGGUGCUCAUCUCAUCAUAUGCAUUAGAAAAAUUGGAAAUGUGGUGAGGAAAGUGGGACAUGUUGCUAAAAAUAAAAAGGAAACUACGGACCUGGGGAAAAAAGUAAAAGUAUGGAGCUUUAUAUUUCUUUUUACACUGCAUUUAAAUAAUUUAACUGACUGUAUUAUUUAUUUAUGUGGUCAGUUAUAUUUUUGACUCAUCUGAAAAUGUUUUACCAUAUUUUGUCAGUCACUGGGCUUACAAAAGAACAUGAAAUUGGAAAACAAAGUGUUGUUGGUUGUUUAGCAUGUGAAAGUUCAGACAGUUGUUCUAAUACUUUUGUUUCAAUGGUGUCUUUUCCCCUUUUUGGGCAAAGGUAUAUAUAACGAUAACCAUAGGCACCAGUGCCGUAGCCAAUUUAAAAAUGUAUUAUCCACAUACCCCCUACAUUUCCCAUACUUAAUCAUUUUGCAACUGUGUUAAAGAAAUCAUAAUGUGUACUGUUAUUUGCUGAUUCUCUACUUUAUAAUGUAAACACUAUGUCUUAGUUAACUCUGGUGUACAAAGACCAUGUGUAGGCAGUAGUUGUCAAGUUCAGCUAUAUUAAAAUACUAAAAACAGUACAAGGACAAUAGUGUCUAGAGGUGCUAAUAACAUUAGACUGUAUUUUCUGUCUUUUAUUGUAUUAUUGACUAGUGUCUACCGUCUGUAACACAGCAGAGCGUAAUGAAAUCAUUUCAAUAUUAAACAGUAUAGAUAUAUUAUUGCAAA
This is a messenger RNA of Lates calcarifer (barramundi perch), 8646 nucleotides long. It is a transcript of the gene zbtb47b, whose product is annotated as zinc finger and BTB domain containing 47b. Gene Ontology annotation, biological process: regulation of transcription by RNA polymerase II. Lineage: Eukaryota; Metazoa; Chordata; Actinopteri; Centropomidae. Gene Ontology annotation, cellular component: nucleus. The record is from RefSeq and is a predicted model, not a curated record. Gene Ontology annotation, molecular function: DNA-binding transcription factor activity, RNA polymerase II-specific; protein binding; RNA polymerase II cis-regulatory region sequence-specific DNA binding.